UGUGGGGGAGGCGGGCGGCGUGCGCAUGCGCCGAAGGGCUCGCCCUAGAAAAGCUGUGAGCAGCUGGGCCUCGUGGUCAUGGGGUUGUUAACGGUUUCUGUGGUUCGGGUUUUCGAGGCUCCCCGGCCUCCUGCUUUGCCCCUGCUCCCUUUUCCUUAGAGGAGCCAUGCGCUGGGUCUUGGAGUCAGUGGGGACAGGUCGAAGGGUGGAGGCGAUGGCCGUGGCAGUUGGCCUCGGCCCCCCUAGGCCCGCUCCCUCCUCCCGGGCCCCCCGGCCGGCCAGGAGCCCCCUCGCUGGUGCCUGGCCCCGAGCCCCUGUUUCCAUGAUGGCCACCAUCAAGAGUCAGCUGAUUCAGACUUUUGUCAAAGAGGAUGUUGUUCCUCAAAAUAAGAUCACUAUCGUAGGGGUGGGUUCGGUCGGCAUGGCAUGUGCUGUCAGUAUCCUAAUGAAGGGCCUGACUGAUGAACUUGCCCUCGUCGAUGCCAUGGAGAAUAAGCUGAAAGGAGAGAUGAUGGAUCUCCAGCACGGCAGCCUCUUCCUUAAAAUGCCGAAGAUCGUCUCUGGCAAAGACUACAGCGUGACCGCCAACUCCAAGCUGGUGGUGAUCACGGCAGGUGCCCGCCAAGUGGAUGGAGAAACCCGCCUUGACUUGGUCAAGCGAAACGUGGACAUCUUUAAACUGAUCAUUCCCAACAUCAUCAAGUACAGCCCCAACUGCAAGUUACUCGUGGUGUCCAAUCCGGUGGACGUUUUGACGUACGUGGCCUGGAAGAUGAGCGGCUUCCCCCAGAACCGGAUUAUCGGGAGCGGCUGCAAUCUGGACUCUUCCAGAUUCCGCUACCUGCUGGGGGAGAGGCUGGGCCUCCAUUCUGCCAGCUGCCACGGCUGGGUCCUCGGGGAGCACGGAGACUCGAGCGUGCCCGUGUGGAGUGGGGUGAACGUUGCCGGUGUCUCUCUGAAGGGUCUGUACCCCGAAUUCGGAAGCGACGCGGACAAGGAGCGGUGGAGAGAUGUUCAUAAGGAGGUGGUCGAUUGCGCCUAUGAGGUCAUCAGAGCGAAGGGCUACACCUGUUGGGCCAUCGGCUUCUCGGUGGCCGACCUGGCGGAGAGCGUUAUGAAGAAUCUGCGGCGGGUGCACCCCAUUUCCACCAUGAUUAAGGGUCUGUACGGGAUCCAAGAUGAAGUCUUCCUCAGCGUUCCUUGCGUGUUGGGCCAGAACGGCAUCUUGGAGGUGGUGAAGAUCCCCCUGAUGCCCGAGGAGGAGGCUCAACUGAAAAAGAGCGCAGAUACGCUGUGGGGAAUUCAGAAGGACCUGCGGUUUUAAAGCCUCCUCGCCGGACGCUCUAUCCCAGUACAGUAGCGGGUCGGGGAUCGGGCGGGUGGCACAUGAAGCGGGUCGCAUCUCUUCCCCCGUCCUCCCGCUCACCCGUUAGGCACCGACUGUAAAGGCGGUUGCCCGACGGGUGGGUUUCAGCUUUGGAAGUGGGGCAAGGCGUCUCUCCAACGCGGUAGCUCUGGUUGGAUGCCGGGUGAAUCUCGUCCAGUGGUCGUGCAGCGGGCCUGCGGUCCGGGGGGGGGGGGUGGUGUGUUUCCGCAAGGCGGACGGGGUCGAGCUGUAUUGCGAAAGGGGAAUCCUAAGGUGCCGAGGAGUGCCGUCAUUCGGCGCGCUGUCGGGACGGUACGUUUUCCUGAAGUGCCCCCCAGAUCCUAGUGCUCCACACGCCCCCCCCACUCUAAGUAUCCCACCUCCCUUUCCAAUAAACCGGGAACUGCCAAUCGG
This is a messenger RNA of Ornithorhynchus anatinus (platypus), 1780 nucleotides long. RefSeq names its product L-lactate dehydrogenase A chain-like. The coding region runs from base 167 to 1324 and encodes 385 amino acids. The record is from RefSeq and is a predicted model, not a curated record. Gene Ontology annotation, molecular function: L-lactate dehydrogenase (NAD+) activity. Gene Ontology annotation, biological process: carboxylic acid metabolic process. NCBI's taxonomy places the organism in Eukaryota, Metazoa, Chordata, Mammalia, Monotremata, Ornithorhynchidae. The transcript is spliced from 8 exons. Gene Ontology annotation, cellular component: cytoplasm.